UGGAGCGUUGAGGAGCUCCGCUUCGUCUGUCCCUUUGUCGGUAGAGCUCUCGCGGCUCUCUCAGGAGCCCACUCCCCAGUUGCUGCCGCCGCAACUCGAGGGGACACUCGAGACGCGAACUUCCUCUGGUACCCCACGUGUACAGCCAGCUCGGGGUCCAUUUCUUGUCCCUGAGGGUCUCCGCGCUGCCCGCGAGCCAAGCCGCACCGCCUGCAGGGGGCAGAGGCAGGCAGUCUGGACGGAGGCGGAGGCUGCCGGGGGAAAGGCAAGUACCCGGGACCUUCUGCAGACACUGCCCUCCCACCGCCAUCCAUUUUCUCAUUCUUCUCUGGAUCUAGGCUUUUCACCUCAAAGAGGGCUGGACACCUCCAUGAUCACAACCAAUGUAUCAGGAAAUGGCUCUGCUCUCUGGGAACCCCGACCCCAACUUCACCCCGUACUCUUACAGUGGCUUCGAGAAGCUCUGCAAGGUGCAGGCUAAGAAGGGCUUAUUCUACAAGAAAGCUAGGCUCUUGCAUCCUGGAGAAGACUCCUGUUGCCCCACUUACUGUGAGGACUGGCCCCAACAUGUCAUCAUCAAUGUGGGCGGCAUCAAGUACAGACUACCUUGGACUACCCUAGAGAACUGCCCUCUGACUCGGCUGGAGCGGCUGAAGUCCUGUCACAACCACGAUGAGAUCAUGAGUGUCUGUGAUGACUACGAUGUCAGCAGCAAUGAAUUCUUCUUCGACCGCAACCCUUGUGCCUUCAAGACCAUCAUGAAUUUUCUCACUGCAGGGAAGCUGAGGCUCCUUCGAGAGAUGUGUGCCCUCUCCUUCCAGGAUGAGCUGGCUUACUGGGGGAUUGAGGAGGAAUGCCUGGAGUGGUGCUGCCUUAGGAGACUUCGGCAUAAAGAAGAAGAAGUCGCAGAGGCUCAGUUUUAUGAGACUGAGCUGAUGGUGAAUGAGUCUCCACCCUGUGCCUUCCAGGAGGGCAGUCGGCUGGCUCAGUGCAUGAGACAGCUCAGGGACAUGGUAGAGAAUCCUCACUCUGGGAUUCCUGGGAAAAUGUUUGCCUGCAUCUCUGUUUCCUUUGUGGCCAUCACUGCAGUCAGCCUCUGCAUGAGCACUAUGCCAGAUAUUCGAGCCGAGGAGGAUCGGGGUGAAUGCUCCCCCAAAUGCCACAACCUCUUUGUGCUGGAGACUGUCUGCGUGGCCUGGUUCUCCUUUGAGUUCCUUCUCCGCUCAAUCCAGGCUGAGAGCAAGUGCGCCUUCCUCCGGACACCACUCAACAUCAUUGACAUCUUGGCCAUCCUGCCUUUCUACAUCUCCCUUAUUGUGGAUCUGGCUUCUGCCCGAAAUAGCAAGCCAGGUGGCGCUGGGAAUAAAUACCUGGAACGAGUGGGACUUGUGCUGCGUUUCCUUCGAGCGCUGCGUAUCCUAUACGUCAUGCGAUUGGCCCGUCACUCCCUGGGCCUCCAGACCCUGGGGCUGACUGUGCGCCGCUGCACCCGUGAAUUUGGGCUUCUUCUCCUCUUUCUUUGUGUGGCCAUGGCCCUCUUCUCCCCAUUGGUUUACCUGGCAGAGAGUGAAUUAGGAGCUGGAAAGGAGUUUACCAGCAUCCCUACCAGCUAUUGGUGGGCAGUCAUCUCCAUGACAACUGUGGGUUAUGGAGAUAUGGUACCCCGAAGCAUCCCUGGGCAGGUGGUCGCUCUGAGCAGUAUCCUCAGUGGCAUCCUGCUGAUGGCCUUCCCAGUUACCUCCAUCUUCCAUACUUUCUCUCGUUCCUACACAGAGUUAAAAGAACAACAGCAGCGGGCUGCAAAUCAUGAGAUGCACCUUUUGGAAGAGAGCACCAGGUCCCACACAGAAGACAGUUCUUCUCAGGCAAUGGAUAGCUCCUUCCUACCUGGGGGACCGGCAGCUGCUGCUGUCCUGGAGCAACAAUGGGCACUAGCAAAUCAUGCUGCCAGAAGGAGCUGCUGAUGGAAAGCCAGGAAAGUCAUGGCCAAGUCAGCACCCAAAGCAAUGGGAAAAGAGGAGCUGUUUCUUCCUCAGCCUCUAAAAUGAAGACAGUUGGCACUAUGUAUAAAUUUGCCUGUGAACAAGGGAGAUAGGAGAAGGGAAUAUAGUUAGGGAAGCUCAUUCUAAAAAAUAAAGUAUUUUUUGAGUUUUGGUACAGAGCCAAUAUGUAUCCAGCUCCACUGUACAUAAGCUUUUUAGUUAAGUCACCCUGACAUGAAUGUAGACUGGAGGCUCCUUUGUGGACUUGGCACUGACGCCAAGAAAAUGCUACUUCUCCCUGAUAACUCUAAAAAUAAGGCUAAGUCACUUAGACAAAGCCCUUUCCUGAUAUCAUCAGAAAAAGGGGAAGGAGGUCUCGGUGGAGAGUCAGGCUUCAGAAACACAGCUACCUGCUGAUAGGUCUAAGCCUGACUCUUAAUGGUUAUGCAUAAAUUUAGUAAACAUGUAUAUUGCUCCAAUAAGCUCUGGCUGCAGAUGAACCUAACCUAUCCAGACAGACACCUAACAUCUCAGCAGCUGGCCUUUUUAAUGAGGAGGUGGAAUGUCAAAGAUAGGCUUGGGCUUUGAGAGUAAACAGUCUUUCUAAAAAGCAGAUCAUGGGCCUUGUUCUUUUCCUACUUCCAUUAGAAAGAAUUCUAUAACUCCAUAAAAAUAAAUUCCAAACGCCUUAGGAAAUUUAAGACUUCAAUUCAAAAUAAUCAAGACUAGCUUGACUUUUAGCUGUAGGUACUUUUCUUCUUGUAGAUACCUUGUUCUUGAGCCAAGAUGGCCACCUCAUUCUCUGUAGUCCCUUAAUUAGCACCUGCUCUUAGAUGGGGGGAAAAUAUCCAGCCCUUUCACCUCCCCCAUAUGAUAAUAAAUUCACAUAUACUUAAGGAGGACUUUGCUAAUUUCUUUCCUUCUCAUACUGAAAGCCUUCAAUUUCAGGAAGGGGCCAUUCAACCCAGGGUGAACAAUCAGCAAAAGCCACAAUCAUCUCACUGAUUCUUCAGAAUACCUUCUGUCUCUCUUAAAUUUCUGCCAUGCCAUCAUUGAUGGUAAUUAAAAUAACUCAGGACCCCUAAGGAAUCCUUAGAUAGAGUUCACUUGGUCUGUGACCUUGAGUAGAAAAAAAAUUACAUCUUUAUUUCCAUUAACCUCUAAAUGAAAUUUAGCAUUUCCUCCAAUUAUGACUGUAGGCAAUGGAUCAUUAUUCUUUGAGAGGGUAUAUAGGCUUCACCAAAUUGCCAAAGGUAUUCAUGACACAAAAAAGGUUAAGAACCCAAUUUAGAUGACAGUGACAUUAUAAGUUCCCCCUUUUAUGUAAUGAGAAAAUUGCUUUCUCCCCCACAUCCCACCUUCUUGCCUUCCCCAAAUUGCAGUAUACCAAAACCUACCACAGAUAAAUAAACUAUGGAGAAAGAAGAGCAAUUUCUCAGAUACCCAAUUUACAUUAACUGCAUCUGAAUCUGACAGAGGGUCUAGGUGACCUUAGACAUUUCACUUACCUCUCAGGGGUCCAGGAAAUCUCCAAAUUGCUGAAGAGUUCCUGAUCUGCUCUGGUAGAUGGAAUUUUCUCACCGAGAAUUCCCUGCAUCAAUGACAUAACAGGUUGGGAAACCCUCCCCUCCUCUCUCCCCCCACAAUGGUAGGCAUGACAUUGUGUGCAUAAAUUCUCCCUCUACUUUGAAUUCCUCUCCACCAUCCCCCAUACAGCUAAAUCCACAGCUGCUAGGAGCAACACUAUCCCAUAAGCAUGAAUUUUUUUGUAUUUUGUGGAAAUAGAGAGAAAUGGGAAUUUCUAAGUCCUGCUGCUUUUAAAUUUUUAAUUAAGAACAAGUAAACAAUAAAAGCCUGAUGUCAGGCCAUUUUACCAUCAGCCUUUGUCUCUGGGAACUGAAAAAAUAAGGCUUCCUGGGCUCUGGAGGAGAAACUGAUUUAUGUGCAGAAGAAAUGGUCAUUGUCCCCAUUUGUCUUACAGCUCCAAGGCACACUAUGAGUCCUGCUAUCCUUCCCAUUGGCAGCCUAGUUGUAAAAAGACAACAUAGCCACUGGUACUCAGGGGCAAGAAGGGUGGCUGAUGGGGGGAGGGCCUGUUGAGAAAUCUGUUAUAAUUUAAUAAAAAUGCCAGAGCUCUUCUACACACAA
Molecule: messenger RNA, 4130 nt
Organism: Antechinus flavipes (yellow-footed antechinus)
Lineage: Eukaryota; Metazoa; Chordata; Mammalia; Dasyuromorphia; Dasyuridae
Gene: KCNG2
Product: potassium voltage-gated channel modifier subfamily G member 2
Exons: 3
Coding region: 384-1964 (526 amino acids)
Biological process (GO): protein homooligomerization; potassium ion transmembrane transport
Cellular component (GO): voltage-gated potassium channel complex; membrane
Molecular function (GO): protein binding; voltage-gated potassium channel activity
Source: RefSeq, a predicted model, not a curated record